UAUCCAGCUUAGAGUCUUCUAAUCUUUAUUUAAUUGAAAGUCAGUUAUCUACAAAUGAUAAUCCCCUAUUGGUUGGGAGAUAUCUAAGGAAUUAUCUAGCUCAUGGGAAUUCUCUAGUGGAUAUUUUAAUGGAUUCAACUCAAUUUAUAUUUUUAUUUGCUUUGAAAAUUAUCAAAAAUGAUAUUUAUCGAAACAACAAUUUAGUGAUCAGACGCAUAAGGAAUAAAUCGAAAUCAAAAUCCAUCGUAGAAAAUCAAAAAAGAUUGUUUAGUGCUCUGUCAAGUAAUUCAUUUGAUAGUGUGAUAAAUUUAAUUAGAGAAGGAGCUGAUGUAUAUGGGAGAGAUAGCAACUUGAUGACAACUUUACAUUUUGCUUCAAAAUCUUCCAACGUUAAUAUUAUAAAGUUCUUAAUUAACUACGGUUUGAAUCCAAACGUUAAAGAUUUUCACAAAAGAAAUCUUCUCCAUGUAGCUGCAGGUUCUGGAAAUACUGUCAUAGUUAAUUACAUUAUAGACGAACUUAAAAUAACAGUUGAGGAACAGUGUGCGCAAAACCAAUCAGCGCUCCAUGUAGCAAUAGAAAAUGGCUGCAUUGAUAUCGUUGAAAUUUUACUGUCACACAAAUCUGUAAUUAAUGCCGGCCCAUUUUUUAUGACACCAUUAUACACCGCUGUAGUCAAUAAUAAAAUAAAAAUUGUUGAAUUAUUUUUUCAAGAAAUAGAAGAUAUAAAUUCAAUCAGAGUUGUACAGGGAUUUAAUUUUUUUCAUCUAGCAGCAGAGAUGGGUCUCCUAGACAUGGUGGUUUAUUUUCUUGGUAAAGGAGCUGAUGUCAAUUCUGUAUCGGAUAAAUUGGUCACAGCCUUACACCAAUCAGCUUAUACUGGUCAUCUAGAAAUUGUCGCAACUUUGAUUUCAGAAGGAGCAAAUGUAAAUGCUGAGGAUUCAUUUAAUCGCACUCCACUGCAUUACGCUGCUAUGAAUGGUCAAUCAUUGAUUGUUGAAGUUUUGCUGAAACAUGGUGCAGAUUUAAAAGCUUUAGACAAUGAAGGACAUUUACCAUUGCAUUUUGCUAUAAUGAAAGGAAAUAUUGACACAUUAAAAACUCUUUUAAAACAUGAAGCAAGUAUUAAAGACGUUACGACAAAGCGUUCUUCUAUAUUUGGGUUUGCCAUUCCUCAUGGGAACUUAGAACUUAUAGAUUUUUUAAUUGAUAAUGAAGCACCCAUUAAUAUAAGAGACGCUAAUGGCUUCACUCCUCUUCAUCUAAGUAUACAAAGUGGUUCAAUAGAUAUUUCUCUGAGAUUAAUUGAACGUGGAGCUGAAAUUAAUGCCGUGACCGAAAAUGGUUUUACACCUUUGAGUCUUUCAAUUCAACUAGGGUAUUUUGAGAUAUCUGAUAAACUCUUAUCUGAACAGGCCGAUGUUACUACUGUUGAUAAAAACAGGCAAUCAUUAUUGCAUAUGUGUAUCACAUCUUUUGAAAUUCGGAAAUUAAUGAAAAGCGAUUACGAAAUAAAUGAUAAAGAUAAAUAUAAAAAACUAAUUUCUAACCGGAGUGGAACUAAUUUAUUUAAAAGGCUUGUUCAAAAGGGAGUCAGUGUUGAAAAUAUCGAUAUCUUUGGUAUAACUCCUUUACACUUAGCUUGUCACUCCGGUUACAUUGAUAUCGUGCAAUACUUAAUAAAUAUAUUGACUCAAAUUGAUAUUCAGGACAAAAACGGAUAUACACCAUUACAUUACGCUAUUUACAACAAUCAUCUUGAGGUAGUUAAUAUACUGAUAGCGAGUGGAAAGUGUUCCUUAAAAUCAAAGACAUUAAGAGAUGAUACUGCAUUGAGCAUAUCUUCAGAAAACAAUUACGAGGAAUUAACUCGGUUUUUGAUCAAUAAAGAAGCUGAUGUAAAUGAUGGUAACCCACUCUACAAAGCUCUAAUGCAAGGACAUCAGGAUAUAUGCAUUCUUCUCCUGCAAAAUAAGCACACUGAUAUUGAUAAACAGUUUAGAGACAAAGGUGAAACUCUUCUUCAGACUGCUUCAAUAAAAGGCCUGGAACGGGUGGUUUCGUGUUUUUUAGGCAAAAAGAAAUUUUCAAAAUCAAUUGACAUAAGGAAUUCUUUAUUUUUUGCCAUUCAGCAGGGUUACGAUGGCAUUGUCAGCCUUUUAUUAAAUCGCAGAGCUGAUGUGAACAUAGUUUUUGAAAAUGACGUUUCCCCUUUGCACCUAGCAGCUUCACGAGGCCAUUCAGAAAUCAUUAAAAUAUUGCUAGAUAGGGGAGCUGAUUCCAAUAAACAGAAUUCACAAUAUCGAAAACCUAUUGAACUGGCUGUAUGGUAUGGUCAUUUGGAUUCGGUAAAAGUAUUUUUCCAGAAUACAAUUGUAAACGUAAAUGAAAAAUUCUAUGAAAACUAUACUCUAUUACAUUUUGCUGCUGAACGUGGACACCUAGACAUAGUGGAAUUUCUAAUUAACGAAAAAGCAUCAUUAAAUGCAGCAAACAGCUUGGGCUCAAAGCCCAUACACGUCGCAGCACGUGAGGGACAUCUGCACAUUGUUGAAUACUUUAUUCAAUGCGACGAAACACUAGUAACAGAACGUGGGUGCUCAAACACGACUCUUCUACACUAUGCAGCUCAAACAGGUCAGACAGAUAUUGUUAAAUAUUUAGUUCAAAAGGGAAUUGAUGUCAAUGAGCCUAGUGAUGAUGGAGUCCGACCCAUUCAUAUAACCUCAUUGUUUGGUUUUGAAGAAGUACUCAAAGUACUUAUUGACAAUGGUGCUAUUUAUGACUGCACUUUUGAUGUCUUUCAAAGAACACCAUUACUUCUGACUGAUAAUGAAAGUGUUAAAAAAACACUGCUGAUGAUAGAAGAACUUUUUCACUCAGUUAAAAGUAACAAUAUUUCGAAUGUAAAAUCACUCAUUAAUAAGGGAGCUUGCGUCAAUGCAAAGAAUUCGAAGAAUGCUACACUUCUGCAUUAUGCUGCAUGGAAAGGAAAUGCUGAAAUUGUUCAAGUUCUUUUGGAAAACAAUGCAAAUCCUACCCCAUUUGGAAAAAAUCGUGCUACUCCGCUUCAUUAUGCGUCAAAGUCUGGAAAAAUUAAAAUAGUAAAAAUUCUGUUAGAAAAUGGUGCUAUGUAUAAUACAAUGACAGCUGAUAGGAAAACUCCUUUAGAUUUAGCUUCAAGCGAAGACGUUAUUGCUUUAUUAAAAUUAAUCGAUAAUGCAUUCGAGAAUGUUCAGAAUUGCAAUAUUCAUAUUUUAAAUAGUUUCGAGAAUUUUGAAAACUCUGAUUCAUUUAAAUCGUUAGCGUGUGCAAAAAAUAAGGAAGGAAAAACUCUAAUGGCUUGUGCUGUUCUCCAUGAUUUUCCUAACUUAAAACAUCUCAAAAGUAUAUUUAUAAAAAAUUAUGAUGCCUUGAAAUCUAAAUGCGCCAAUUUGUUUGCCAAAGAAGAAUUUAACGAAGCUUUAAAUACGCUCAACAACUUUCAGAAGAAAACAUCACAAGCUCUUGGUUUAGAAAAUCCCGCAAUGUUGGAAUCCGAAGAACUUUCAGCAAAAAUACUGUCUCAACAGCAUAAAUAUCAAGAGGCACUUGAUAAAUUUCAAGCAAUAUUUCAAAAGAAGAAAAAGAUGUUUGGACUGAAUGACAGUCGCACUUUGAGAACCCAUUUCUUUAUCGCUUUAAAUCUCCACUGCUUAGGUAGAAAUUUAGAAGCAAUGGAAAUUUUAAAGGAUGUUCACUCGCAACAAUGCAAAUUAUUUGGAUCAGAUCAUUCUGAGACUUUGAUUACACUGAGUCAUAUGGCAACAGUAAUGGAUGAGCUUGGUCGUCAUGAAGAAGCACUGAAAAAAAAUAACACUGUGUUUAAAAAGCUUCUUUCAAUGUUUGGUCCAGACAAUCUUCUAACUAUACAAGCCCAAGAAAGUCUCGCAAAUAGUUUUCAUCGCUUGGGUAAAUAUGAUGACGCUCUGUCUGGCUAUAAAUGUGUUUACGAACUUAGAAAGAAAAAACUAGGGCAUUUUCAUACAGACACUUUAAUCUCACUUCAUAAUGUAAAACAUGUGUUGUGCAUUCAAAACUUGUGUGAUGAAACGCUCAAAGACUUUCGAGAAGUUUUACAUAUUCAAGAGAAAGUUCUGGGUCCGAAGCAUGUCGUCACAUUAAGGACUGAACAUCAUUUAGGUGUGUUCUUAUUAAAAAGGGGUAAAUUGAAGGAGGGUCAUGAAAUUUUAAAAGAAAAUGUUGAAAAGCAAAGAAAUAUCUUUGGAAGUGAGCAUGCAGUACUUAUGAAAUCAGAACGAGCUGUGGAAAAGAUUGAUAUGCUCAAUUUGCAUACAUCAGCAGAUUUGAAUAAAACCAAUGAAGUUCCGACAUCAAAUGAAUCGCUUAUAAAAGAAACUUUAAACUUCGCAAACAUUGAUUCCGACGGGAGGACAAUUCUUCAUUUCGCUGCUAGCGAAGGUCAUUUAUUUUUAGUGAACGAUGCAUUGCAGAAUGGAUGUAAUGUUAUGCACACAACCCGAAAAGGAAAUACGCCUUUGCACAUUGCUUCUUCCAAAGGUCACGCUGAAAUUGUUGAAAAACUUUUAAAGCAUGCAAAAGAAAACAACUUCGAUCAAUUGACAACAUUUAUAAAUGCUAAAACAAUAAAUGGAGGAAAUUCUGCAUUGCACGCAGCUGCUAAUCUUGAAACUGUUAAGAUUUUGCUUAAAUACGGUGCCAUUUAUAAUGUACAAAAUAAGGAAAGUAAAACACCAAAAGAUUACACUACAGUAAAAGAAAUUUCUGAUUUUCUACAGCUUAUUGAUGAAUUUUUCUUUGGUGGUUUGAUCGGAGAUAGCAAAAUCAUAUCCAAAUUCAAUGAUUUUGGAUCAGAAGAAAAACUAGCAGUUUCAAAUGCAAGAAAUGAACAGAAUCGCACAUUGAUCCAAGUUGGUGAGGCCAAAGGGCACAAAAUUCUAAUCAAAGAGAUUGAGUUAAUUUUAACAAACAAAUGA
Molecule: messenger RNA, 4997 nt
Organism: Parasteatoda tepidariorum (common house spider)
Lineage: Eukaryota; Metazoa; Arthropoda; Arachnida; Araneae; Theridiidae
Molecular function (GO): protein binding
Source: RefSeq, a predicted model, not a curated record